AGUCCAGUGCGAAGCCCCAAAGGACCCCGCGGGUGCGGUCGACGCGUACGCCUCCAAACCCCCGCGCACCCCGCGAGGGCGAGAUUGAUCGAGGCGCGUUUCCCGACAUUUUCCUGCCGCGGAUUUUCCUACCGGGUCGUACUGCGGCUGGGCUUUUAUUUCGGGAAGGGAAAAGAGCCCGGGUGCCGCCUAUCGAUUGGUCUGGGGUCGCCUGCAGCAUCUCUACCGCCCCGAUCCCCUCCUACCCCGAAAAUGCAAUCGGUGCCGCGUAUCACCCCCGGGCACUGGAAAAUAGUGGGCGACAUGUUCGGGAAUAGGUGAUUAUGAAUGUACUCGGUUUUGGGGCCAGAUUAUUCGGGAGCUAAUCUGGUAUGCAGUGGCGGAAAUUAGCACGCUCAAAAAUCGCAUCCGGUCGGUCACGCACGCGCACCAUGCUCUGCUGUGGCCGCAGGAAGGAUAAUGGACGAGAGGCUCUGGAUCUCACUGCGUCGCCGCUACGUACACCUCCAGUUGCCCCUAAUAAUAGGCCCAACCAUCCCCCACCGAUGGUCAUCCAGGGAGACUUUAGAAAAGUAUCAGGAAUUAGCAGUGAAAUAUUCAAACAGAUAGAAGCUAUUGAAAAUGAUCACGACGCUUCUACUGCAGCUGCAUUGGAGCAUGUGGAACGACGGGGUGAGAUGAUAGUUCGCAUCUUAGAUGCCAGGCACCUGGGGCGUACUGCAGCUGAAUCUGCCAAACGGUUCCUCGGCAUGCAGGAUGCGAAGCAUCAGGUGCAGUUCGUCGAAAUCGUCAAGAGGCCUGGCCAAACUCUCGGACUUUACAUUCGGGAAGGCAAUGGCCAAGAACGGCCUGAUGGCGUGUUCAUAUCCAGGAUCGCUUUAGAGUCGGCGGUAUACAACAGCGGGUGCUUGAAGGUGGGCGAUGAAAUUCUGGCUGUAAAUCUCGUGGAUGUCACUCACAUGAGUCUCGACGACGUAGUGAUCAUAAUGUCGAUACCUCGGCGUCUGGUGCUGGCCACCAGACAGCGCAAGGGGGGUAAGGGGGGCCAGAGCUCGCCUUCGGUCCAGCCUAGGGCUGAACAUAAGCCUCCCCCCGUUGUCGUCAUUAAAAGGGAUUUACGGGAAGACGAGACGGACGAAGGGGAUGGGUCCGAACAGCACAGAGAUUCGAUUCGUCAGAGACACACUGGCGAUGGUCGCGAGAUGAGCGAGUCCCGUUCACGUCUAGGUUUAGGAUUAUCCAAUCUAGAUCGGCAGUCUGCCCUGGAUAGGCAUUCCCAGCAACACGCGCAGCAGCAGGCUGACACGAACGGUCUCGAUUUGUACUACAACAGUCGACCACCAGAGACGAAUUGGGGUUACCAACCGCCACCGCCCGUAAUUACCGAACAGCCGAAAGCCAGUGUGCCCCACUUUCAGCAGUACGAACGGUCCUAUCCUAAUACUCUGGAGAGUUUGGCAGAAAAAUGGCACGGGCGCCGAAUGUCUGCCGGUGGUGGUCAAACCAUGCCUUCCAGGAUGUCCUCGCAGCAAACUGCUUCCUCUCAUUAUUACGUGCAGCACACUGGUACGGGGGGUAGGAGGAUAAUGCCGCGUUCCGGAUCCGAUCAGCACCUGCCCCAAACGGAGUACACGGACUACACCAGUAUUACCCAGGCCGGAAGGCACAGCCUGCUUAGGUCUAGCCUCAAGUCUGGAUCCACUUUAAGCCGAUACAAUCAGCGAUACGUAGACCAGGCCGCGGUCGCGGCCCAGCUCUCCCAAACGAAAUAUGGGACGACGGGAAGCCAAUAUGGCUCUACUGCCGGCUCAGCGACCCUGAGAAGAAAUCGGGGAAGUCUGGAUUAUUCCAGCGAUACUGAGGCCACGGUCGGGUCUAGAGCCGGUUAUUAUUAUUACAGAGAGCGGGGAUCGUCUGCGACUGCGGGGGCCGUCCCUCACAGCACUAUUCCCACACUCGGGAGGCAGAACUCCCUCACCGCCACCGAUAUAUCCACCAAGUUUAACUCGCUGCCCAGGGACUCUAGGGGUUCGGCCAGAUUGCCGAUGAACAAAAGAUUCGCAGACAGGAAUGUAUCCAUUUUGCAGGACGACGCUGACGGCGCGCUUUCCGCCCCCGAAAUGCCAUCCAUCCGGAGAGAUCGAGAUGAAUACAGGCAAUGGCUGAGCCGUACACCGUCGACUUCCGCCAUUUACGAGCAAAUACGAGCAUCCAGGGAUGUACUAAACCAGCAAAGGGCGGCCAGGUUCACCUUCAGCGCCGAAAAUAUACAUGACGCAUUUAAAAACAUGGAAAGCAGCGGCGGAAUCUACAGUUCCUACGGACGAUCUGGAGCUACCUCAACGUUGGACAGACACUUCAGCAGGUCCCAGCAGCCAUCGAUACCCGCGAGAUCACUGUCAACGCAACAUAUCACGUCCUCAUCCACAGCUUUAAGUAGUAGUAGGUCACCGUCGAUGCGUCGAAUGAGACAACUUCUCGAUUUGGACAGCGCAAGAGCCGGCGCAGCUCCUAGUCCAGUGCCAACACCGAGCGGUACAUUACCCAGAGGUCAAAGGCAGUUAGACAUUAACCCAGCAGAAUUUUUGAAGUAUAAAAUCGAUAAACCCGGAAUGACCAGCGGCACCUCAAUGACUGGCCUGUCUCAGCUCGCCGGUGGUUCUUUCCAAUCGUCUGCCGACGAACCAGUCAGUGGUAUGCUUUGGGUGCACCUUUUAGCUGGCAGGGGCUUACGGGCUUCCACCGGUACCUCAGCCGCUACCACCCCCGUCACACCCAGCGGCGGAACACCGAUUAUCAGCGGUUCGACGGCACUGAGGGACUUGUACUGCGUACUGGAAUGCGACAGGGUACACAAAGCGCGCACAGUGGUGAGAACCGGCGAUUUAGUGUUCGAUUGGGACGAAAGUUUCGAACUCGACCUGGUCAACAACAGGGAAUUGGAUUUGUUAAUUUACUCGUGGGACCCGCAGUACAGGCACAAACUCUGCUACAAAGGGUCCGUGUAUCUGCCCACUCUGCUCAAGUCCGGCCCCAUACACCAGCUGGCGCUUAAAAUCGAACCCAGAGGAACUCUAUAUCUAAGACUUAGACACACCGAAUCGAGUACACUCUACCGGAGAAGGCCUCUCGCGACGUUAAGCUUGUCAAGGACCACCCCUCUGUUCGGAGUCGACUUGGAAUCUGUGGUAACGCGAGAGAACAAGACCGGAGGAGUUCCGGGUGGGGUUGCUACCGGGUUAGUGACCGGAGUGCAACAAAACAUCCCCAUCAUCGUCAGACGAUGCGUCGAGGAAGUGGAGCGCAGAGGUUUGGACAUUAUAGGGUUGUACCGAUUGUGUGGAUCGGCGACGAAAAAACGAAUUUUGCGCGAGGCGUUCGAACGCAACAGCAGAUCGGUAGAUCUCAGCCCAGAUAACGUGCCGGACAUCAACGUGAUCACUGGCGUCCUGAAGGACUAUCUUAGGGAACUGCCCGAGCCACUGUUCACCAAAUGCCUCUAUCAGAUGAUGGUCGAUGCCUUGGGAGUGUGUCUGCCCGACGAUCCCGAGGGCAAUGCCAAACUCAUGUUCUCCAUACUGGAUUGUUUGCCGAGAAUAAACAGGGCCACGUUGAUUUUCCUUAUGGACCAUCUCGCCCUGGUCGUGUCCGCUUCCGAUCGGAACAAAAUGGCGGCUCAAAAUUUGGCGACGGCCAUGGCGCCACCGCUAAUGCUUCAUUCGGGAGACCUGAUGACGUCCACAGCGCCGUCGAAAGAUCUCGACUAUCAACAGCCCAUCAGCGUGCUGCGAUAUUUGCUGCAAAUAUGGCCCACUCCUAAACAUCACUCAGGUCGGCGCGGCAGGCCGCCCGGGCCGCGUGGAGACAGUCGCAGUGCGUAUCAAGCGGCGCAGCCGGGGGCACAGGCCCCCCGCGAGCCGUCUCGGCUCUCAGCGGCUCUGUCUCCUCAUCCUCCUCGCUCAGCAGCCUCGGGCCAGCCGCACAGAGGCCCACUACCGCAGGUCCCAUCACAUCAGAUACUCGGCCCAUCAUCAGUAAGCAGAGGUCCCUACCGGCCGCUCUCUCCGCGAGUCGGCCCGCCAGCAGCGGCGCUGCCGCCUCAGGGGGCGGCCUCGUCCCCGUCGUCGGCGGGCGUCCUCAAGCCCCGCCAUGUGAUAGUCUCAUCCCCAGGAUCGCCAAGCAGCAGUAGCGAUUCCCAAUCGGGUUCGGACUCUGUCAAACACUGCCUACCCGGCCGCGUUAGUUCGCCUGCGAUCCGCGCCUCCCCGUCAGCCACCGCCCUGAUUCGCUCCUCCCCGUCGGUGACGUCGGUCCGGAACUCGCCCUCAACUACCCUGUCCCCGGCCGCGGGUCCUCGCAACUCUCCCUCAAUCACGAACAUCACGAGAUCGUCACGAUGCAGUUCGCCCGCGAUGCAAGCCAGCUCCGCAGGCCUGAACGUCACGAUAGGCGGAAAUUCACCGUCAUUCUCGUCGCUAACGGGAUUGCAGAACACCAUUGCCAACAUGAACACUACUACGAGCAAUAUGUUCGGCAUAAACUACCCCCAGCCAACCACUUACGUCAGCACGAAUCCCUUUUUGACGGGCGCUUACUUGACAUACACUUCAUCGGAGAGCGGUUACAGCGAAGGAGAUAAAUUCAACACGAUCGGGACGACCAAGGAGGCGAAGUCGUUCUACGAGGGUUAUUCGUCAGCCGGAACGAAACCGGAGAUGUCGUCGUAUAACACCACAGGCUCCAAGUUCCAGGAGCAAAAGACGAACUACCUGAGCUCGAUGUAUGGCGGCGCCGGAAAGAACGGCAGCGGCAGCUACGAGGACGGGGACGUCAACUCGCUCCAGAUGAGUCCGCGGCUGCUUCAAGUGGAGGAGACUCCGACGCCGACGAGCAGCAUCGAAACGGAGGACAGCAACACCAGGGAGGUUGGGGAAAAGGACGUGGAAGGGGACGGCGAACAGUCUGACUGAAACGCGCGGCUCGGGCCCACGUACAAUAACGGUAAUAUUUAAACAAAACGGCUGCACAAGUUAAUAUAAAAAAACAACACGACGACUUGGUCGAAAGUUAAUAACAUAACCUAUCACUUUCAUCUCUGUCGAUGUAUUUACCAUUUUUUCGACUUGUAUCACUUUGAUAAGGUACUUACGAAAUAUUAUUUAGUUACUUACUAUUGGGUAACGACCGUAAGACAUGCUACGUGUACUUGCUUAUUAGAAUCAAACUUGUUUACCAAAAAUAGGAUCGUUGUUGAAAAAAUGUAUAAUUUUAGUUUAUAGAUAGAGUUAAUAUUUAUGACCGGGAAGUGUGUCUCUAAAUGGAACCUUAGACGGUACCCGUUGCGUGUUACACAAUUUAUUUGCUAUUCAAAUGUCGUUUCGAAUUCACGUGUGAUAUAUUUGUCGACGUCGAUGACGUUGGCGAUUUAGCAGGCGGCAGUUUGAUCGUUAAGGAAAUCAUCUCUUUAUCAUCUUAAAGUUUGAUAUUAGGGGAUACUGACGAAAAUCCUUGUUUUGUCCAAAUUCAUAUCCACAUUUCGGGAUUACAGCUAUUUUACUAUAGUCUUGCAAACGGCUUUGUAACAGCGAAAAUGUAAAACAUACAACCAAAAGUAGUCGUUAAAAGAGUGCUUACGCUACUUCCAUUCGAGAAUAUAUCAAUAGUCAAAUUGAAAUUCGGUAUCUGGUUUUGUUUGUCAUGCUAGUCAGCGAAGUAAUUGAAUUUGGCUUAGAAAAAUAAAUAUUAUUGUCAUAUUAAUAAUUAUGGAUCUAAUAAAUUUAGUUAAAAAAGAAUUCAACAAGAAAGUAAGUUUUGAUCAAAAACGCUGACAGACCACCAAAAACAAAAUUUAGGUUUUAAUUUAUUUAGGCAAGAUUUUUGAGGAAUAUGUCAGAAUUUCCUAGAAGCAAGCAAAACAUUUCUGCCUGAAGUCAGAAUUUCUAUGAAACAAGUCAAAAUUUCUGAGAAACAAGCAAAAACAAUUGUCACUUAAGUCUGAUUUUCUGAGGAACAAGUCAGAAUUUCUAAAAAACAAGUGAUAGUGUCCGAUUUAAGUGUCUCGUAAGGAACAUUUAGAAUCUAAACCUCAAAUAUAUACUACUAGACAUCAAAUAUUACGAAACCCCAGUAUCUGUUUCGAAGUUUUUUUAUUACUGUUACCAAAAUUGUGAUUGGUAAAUAUUAGCCUCCAGUAUCUUUUAAGUAUUUAUGGGAAAAAAAUCAGAAAGAAUAAAUGCAACUAGUUUGUACGAGGCAUUUUGAGCCGAAAUUUUUUGUGUAUAUUCUUUAUGAAUUGCCCUGUAUACCUGGUGUUUUAAUUCGCAAUAUCCCUUACGACAGACUUAGUCAGAAAUUCUGACAUGCUUCUCAGAAAAUGUGGCUUAUGUCAGAAAUUCUGACCUGUUUCCCAGAAAUUCUGAAUUUUUCUUCAAAAAUUUGCCUAAAUUAACUAAAAAUUUUAUUUUUGGUGGCCUUUCAGCGGUUUCGUAGGUUUGCCUUAUUUCUGAAAUUCUUCAAAUUGAACAUCAUGCGUUUAACGAAUACUCUUUUUUGUUGCCUUUAUUUUAGUCAAAUAAAAUGUUUUUCUACUCUUCGAAAACUUUAGAAUCCCGUCAAUCAAAACAGAAAGGUUACAAUUUGUUCCGAACGAAAAAUCCCUUUAAUGAUGAAAAAUCUGAUUUACUAAUGCGCAUGCAUUGGUAUUCACAAUGCGUUGAGGAUCACCUCAAAAAAUGUGCUUUUCAUUUGCAAUAAUCAACUAAAUGAAAAGUUAUGAAUAAAAUACCAUUGUUACUUCGUUUUAUUCCUUUGGUUCGGUUAAGGACAAUGUUAUACUUUGUUCUCUGUGCUUGAUAAAUAUUUAGACACUGAGUCAAAUUCCAAACUAUUAUAACAUAACCUCAAACACACCAACAUUAUCGAAUUCUGGCGCACGAAUGUCGCAAAUUGGUGUUGUACUGUUCUAGUCUGCAGCAUUUAAACUUAAACUUAAAUACAAAAUAAAAACGGAUAAAUCCCAUUUAAAAUCCGAAUAAAAAUCUAAUGGUGGGUGAAUACAAGUAUAUAAAUGGAAAUAGAAAAGCAAAUACAAAAUUAGACAAGCGUAUUUUUACGAACGUAGCGGAGUAAUGAACGUGUUUAAUAUUUUUUAUUUAAUAAAUAACUGUUCCCCACUAAAAUUGUUAAGCUGAAAAAGUUACUAUAAAUGCCUGGCUCACAAGCAGGACAUAUAAGGGACAUAGUUCGGGAACUAUUAGUGCCUGCCUUUCUAUUAAUCCUUCAGCACAAUGGCUUAUCUUGUUUUAUUUCCCAACUACUCAAACACGGCUAUUAAAUUUGUUACUGUUUUCUCUCUAUACAUCUACGGGAUCCCUGUUAUUGUAGAAACGUAUAGGGCUUGGCCGCACCUUUAGGUGGCACCACAAUCGCUCGAAUCUACGCCGUACAUGAGUCUGAUUUCACAGUCAUAAAAUAUGUGCUGAAUUGUAGGAGUAUAUCGGCUUUUGUGACCUGAUUAUUGACAUAUCUGGCAUUGGUUUAUUUGUGACUUAGCUUAUUAUUUCGGUGGGUGUGCUUUGCUCGUAGAAAAGUGAUCUCUACUGGCCCUAAAAUUAGUGUCGCUUACAAUCAGAUGCAAGGCAAAACGUUGGGUCGAAGGAUUGCUGUAAUGCUUAAGGUCGAUUCGCACUUGGUUAGUCAUUUUUUCGUGCCUAUCUUGAAAUACUUGAGCUUAUGGUCAUGGUCAUAAGUAAUGGUUGUAUCACGCGUUGAAACAAGUCCAUUUGCUUGGCUAUAGAUUGUAUGAGAUUUUUGAUCAAACGCUGUUGUGAGCAAACUGAACGCGAAAACAUGAAAGUUUUAUGGGGGCUCCCUGCAAAUUUAAACUGUUGACGAAUUAGGUACCGCGACAACAAUCUAACGACGCAAUUUUAAUUUCAACAUUCUGAAUUUCGAAAGCUAAGAAUUAGCUCUAUGUAAACUAGUGAUCGGCCAUCUUAGAAAACCUGGCGGUGUUCCGGUUUAAUUAUAAAAUGUAAGGCGUUCUUCUAAUUGGUCGAUAAAAGGGAAUUUAUAAAAUGAAAUAAUAUUGUUCAAACUCUUUCAUAGCACUAUAUUACUUGGGAUGGUUAAUACAGUAAAUAGCAAGAGAUUUUAAAUCCAACAGUUUUGUUUUCGACUGGUAGGAUUAUUAAACAAAUGAAGAUGGCGUGGUUAGCUUAUGAGAACAAAAUUAUAUAUACAAAAAAAAAUUAUUAAGUGUGUAAAUGCGCAAUGCAUUCCAAGUAAGGUGAUUUAUGAUAAUGAUGACUUAAGUAAAAUUAGUCAUAUUUUGAUUCACAAUUGGAGAAUCUAUGCAAUUCCUGUGUAGUAUCGAGUCUUCCUUUCCAAAUGGCAUCACAUGUACCUUCCGUUUUUCCUUUUUUCUUAUUUUCUGCCUCCAAUAUUCUCUCUGAAAUAUUUGUGAAGAUAAACGUUUUUCCUCUAUGUUUGUGUUAGGCCCUUUCAACGUAUGACAAAUUGCCCUUUUAUAAAGAAGAACAGCCUGUUUGAAAACUGUAACACAGGAGUAGAAUAUACCGCCAUUACAACGCAGUACACAUCUUUCUUCUUAAUAUCCGACGUGAAACUUUUUACAAUAGUGCUUUUCAGUAAAAGUCGUCCUUGUCGCUGUAUUGUAUUGUUGAAUAAUAAUAAGGACCUCUUGUAUACAGGUCUCUGUCGUGGCACUCCAUAUCUGUAGAGCUUUAUCUAGAUGAAAAUACGUGUGCGCCUGUUUAGCUUAGAUGGCUUUUAAGCCGACAGUGGCCCGACAGUAGACCUAUUAUUAUGCUUAUUUGUAGCUUAGCAGUUUGCUGUAAAUCUGGUCCAUGGACCUCCGAGAAAUUCCUUUGCCUGACCAAAAGGGUUAAGGUCGAACAUUUGUUACCAAUGUGGCCUUCAUUAGUUGGUUAGUUAGUAUAUGAAAAUUCAAAACAAACUUCAAUGUUAUUUUGCUGAAUUGUAUGGCUUUUAUUACCGCGGUGUAGAUCGCAAUUGUUUACUUCUUCUUCAGUUUUUGAAUCAAAUGUGCAGCAAAUUAUUUCUGCCUUUAUUAUUGCGUCAUUUUUCCAGUCUUGUCUGGUUGAAUCUGGUUGAAAAAAGCAGUACUUCGUCUGCCUUUAUCGCCCUGUACAUCUUGUCAAGCUAUGUCUACCAUUUAUUGGUGACUAACCUUGCGACGGAUUUUGCUUCGGCUUGAAUAUAGAUCUGUAUUGCAAUAUUCAGUGGGACCUUAAGGGCUCCGGAGGGUGUGCUCAUCGCUUUGUGGCUAGCCUUUGCACGCUACCCCAUAUACUGUCAUUGGUCUUGGUACUGUUGGGUACAGCCAAACUAUGAUUUUUGGAUUGAAGCCCCAGUUUUUUCCACACAUGCUUCUGCGCCUUCCUAGUACAACCUUUGAUAUUUGACGCCGGUCUUCCUUGCAACUCAGUUUUCUUAUGAUUGAGUAACUGUUAGUAAUUAUUUUGUCAUGUUCAUUUGGUGGUAUCUACCAAACGUAUUAAAAAAAGAUGAUUGUGUAUUCAUUCAUUCAAUAAUGACGACUACAUUUAUCACCUUGCAUCAAUAGAACUCGAUAUUUUUACUAAUCUCUUUUUCCCCAUAGAGCAAUAUUUUAGUAUUUUGGUAAUAACCAACAUAGAUAGAUAGAGAAUUGGUAUAUAGUACUCCAGAGUAAAGUAUUUGCUAGGGAAAAAAGUUUUCUUUUAUCGACACUCCAAUGAAGAGCGCACUUUCAAAAAAAAAUUCCGAAACUUCUGCACAAAUGUUUAAAAAAUCACUGCCAAUUUCAAUAGAACACGACGUAUGUAAGUUAGGCAAAAUUCAUUAUAAUUCAUUAGCAAUUUGUACACAACAAAUAAACAAAUUCCUUUACUUGAACGAUUGGAUGUUGGUAGGCGUUUUUUAAAAUCCCUGCUGUUUUCCCCCAGCUCGUAUGUUUUCGAUGUCGACACGCUUUUGAUCUCUGUACAUUCUUAUGAUGUAUAUAAUUGUAUAACGUUGCUACUAGAUUCUUCUUUAAACGACGCAUUUCGCUGUUUGUUGUAUUCAUUGUAUUGUAUUUUAUGUAGGUAUGUACAGUUCGUUUCACGUUUCCAUUAUUAUCCGUUAUUAUAGUCGUUCCUGUGCAAAAGUUUAUUUCCGUUUUUGUAUAUUGGUUUUGUUGUCGACUGAGGAAUAUGUUUAACGUAUAAAUGUGUACAUAGUGAAUGCUAAGCGGUUUCUUUAGUUGCGUGGCAAUAAGCGGAUUCUGCUAGCGGGUGUUCCGACUUAAUAAUGACGACGAUGCUUCCCUUUAUCAGCAUACGGUAAUCACUUCGUAGAACGUCAUUUACGUAAUGUAAACAGUACUAUUAGGGAAGUCCGUAGAUCUGCGAAUAACUAAAUAGGUCCCUUGUUUUUCACCACCGCUAGCGAAAUUCCGACAUUUUUGAAAAUGGAAUUGUUUUCUAUAUCAAUUUUAUUCCAGUUAAAAUAUUAUUGCUAUUUUUAUUAUUUUAUUACAAAAUUUAAGAAUAAAAUACAAAAAAUGGUAAACUUCAGGAUAAUUGUCUAAGACGUUGAUUCCAGAAUUCAGUUGCGUCCUCAGUUUUUUAUAGUGUUCUAAGUGUAAGUUUGAGGUUCAGGCCAAACCCAACUCCAUGUAUAUUUUUUAGUACUCAAUUGAGCUUUUCGUACUAUUUCUAAAAAUAUGUUUUAAAAAAUGAUUAUAAAUAUUUGCUUGUCUAAAAUUAUAAUUUUUCUAAUCAAAGACUUACGCAAUAUUUUUAGAGACUACUCUAAGUAGCCAUUUUUUCUAGUAAUAAUAUGUGAAGGAGAGCUUAAUUAAGAUAAGUAAAUUAAUAACAAGUAUAUUUUCCAAAAUGUCAAAAUAUAUGUUUAUUUCAAAUAAUAUAUAAGUAUUAUACAUUCUCGGAAAGUACAACAUAACUAUUAAAAAAAAUAUUACUUUUCCAAUAAAUCAGAGCACGCCACUGAAUUUUACCUGCAUCUAUACAUCUACGAGAUUCCGUUUCAAUUGUCUCAAAAGCUUGGCUAUAAUUAUUUUGGAAACGCCAUUUUUUGUUUCACGAAAAUUGAGCACAGUAAUAACAACAAAAAUAGACACGGUGUACGCGGUAACUAGAAAAUGUUUAAGGAAAUCUCCUAAACUCGAUUGGCAAAUUUAAAUAGGAGGAAGUUACAUGGAAAUUGAGGAUCCACAAAAAGUAACUUAAAAAACAAAAGACCAAAACACUAUAACAAAACUAUAAGAACUGAGAUUGGGCUAUCAAACUGGCUAAUUUUUCAUACUGUGGAUCAAAUUGGGUCAUCUUUUUGAAAAGCUCAGACUAAAACUGAUGCCAUUAUUGACAUGACAUUACCAUUUCAGAUGUGCUUUUCGAACAUAUUCAUUUUUAAAGAAUCGCUCUUGUUUUAUAUGAAUUUAACGGUUAAAAUUUAAUAUUGUCGGGAAUACGCCGUAUUUGUUUUAAUUAUCGAAUAAAGCUUAGAAUUACUAUCCAAUUAUCUUUUUGCAAGGGUAAUUCUAAAUUUUUUUUAUCGAAAAGGUCAUUGUUAUUUAUUAAACUGGCAUAUUUUUUACAAAAAUUUAGCCCGACAUUACAAUCUUAGAAAUUGAAGUUUGCCUUUAAAAGUGUUCAAUUUGACCUGCCAUGUAACAACUUACGUUAUACUUAUAAAAUUGUUAAAAAAAAAUCUGCAAUUUUAUUUGCUUUUUAGGUUAUCUUAGCCCUAUUAUUGUUUUAUUGAAAUUGAAAUAAAAAAAAAGAAAACAUUAAAACUUAUUCUAUUUUCUGCUCCCAAUAAAAAUGACAUAGGUAGAACUUUCGUAUUCAGAAUAUUUCUCUACAAUUUGUGGUGGAUGUGUUUCUACCGAUGCAUACCGGGUUCAGAAGCGUCGAAAACAAUACACACACUUUACUAUACUAACGGAGUGUAUUACUAUACGUGAAAAACAGAAAAGUACAAAUUGCAUGGACCGGUCGUACCGACUCUGGUCCAGCCGAUCGAAAUCGAACAAAACAAUCAAAAAUAACAUCAACACAAUUCGUUCCCUCAAAAGGAACUGGCCACCCCGCGCUCCUUCGCCGACUUCGCCUCCGACAAUUGGCAAUAUAUGGCGCUCCGCACAUCAGCACCAUACAGUACACUCCAACGAAUCUUUAAACCAUCACAAAUUUACAAUAAAUAUUUUUCGGAGCGAUUUACAUUAUUACAUAUAUGUUUUUAUUUACACAAAACCAUUCUGGAAGGAAAUCCGCGAUGCAAAAUAUCAUGUUUCAAAAAUUUUACUUGUUCUUGUUGGUCAUGUUAAGAAAGAUAUUUUAGUUGCGUUAAUUCAGUCUUCCUCAAAAAUGAAACAUCGAGUUUACCGGAUUUAUGAUUUUAAGUGAUCACAGCGAAGCGUUCGAUAUUCUUCUGGUUCCGUGGUAACCAUUGGUGCUGCUUUUUCGCAAAGGUGUUGAAAAAUAUGAGACCGUCCUUGCCUUUUCAUUAAAUGUGACCCCAUUUUAGAUAAAUAAAAAAUUUUUGCAAUUUUGUAAUAAGUUGCGGGGCUAGUUGGCAGCGGAAUAUUCGUUUCGUAUAUUACAAUAAAUGUUUGAGAAUGCACACGAUUUAUCUUAACAAAAUACAUACCACAAGGCCUGCAGGGCGAAAUAUCAAUGGAAAAGCCUAAAGGUCUUUUGCCUAAGUAGUAAAUGUGGGUAGAAAAUGGAUCUGUAUAUUUAUUACUAUAACUAUGUUUAGAUAAAAAUGAACGUAUGAUGACAGAGCUAAAGAGCGAGAGCGAGAGAGAUACUCUAGUCAAUUUUAUGUUUUGUCAAUUUUAGAAUGAGUAUAGUAGAGCAAAUUUGUUAUUUAAGAUGUUAUUCUGUGAGCACUAUCGAAAAAAAUUUAUGUUACUUUACAUAGUUGUUUGGACUCCACAUAAGAAUUAUUGAUUUUUAUAACCCUUACCAAAACCGAAAGUGCGGAAAAUCCAGUUUUACCAUUAUUUCAAACCCAUAAUAUGAUAGUUUUACUUUUGUUUUGUUAAACAAUAAUCAUAAAGACCGACGAAAUAAUCUAUUGAUAGUUGUUGCGUGGAAUCCAAACUAGUUCACGCAAAAAAGUGCAUGGAAGUGUAUGUGUAUGCACAUAUCAUAAAAAUUUAUACUUUCUUAACGAUAGCCACGGCUGAUGUGUGUACAAUAAAGUGAAAAGAUCGACUUCGACCAUUUACCAGAUUAUUUUCCAUUUUUAUAUUCCAAACGUGUUCGUAACAUAAUGAAAACGUCAAAUCAGUGUAAUCGACAAAGCUACUAAAUUACGUGCUGGUCAAAGAUGCUGAAGUGUCUGAAAUGAUCACCAGGGGGCUCAAUUGUUAUAUCGGUUUUAAACACUCGGUUUAUACAAAAUUUCUAACGUCAAGCAUUGUUAAUGCUUAGGAAAAUUCAAAUCUGGAGGUGUUGGAACAUUUUUCCGAAAUAAAUGACGAAAGCUCCAAAAAGUUUUUUUUUUUAAUUUUAAUAAACUUAACAAGAACUUAUAGCUAAGAAAGUUUAGUGAUGUGAAUCAUUUGUCGUGUUUUGUGGGUCGUUAUAUUGCCGUUAUCAAUUUUUAAUUUAUUAAAUAAAUUUCUAAAAUUAAUCCAAUGUCGGAUAUACUCUAAAGGUCGGGAAUACUUAGGUGAAUGUUCAUUCCGAUUUCGCAAUGGUUUUUGCGGUUUGGAGGCUUGUACAAUUAACAAAACAGAUAUCGAACGCAUGAGUCAUAAGUGUUCCAAUGCAGAUAUACUGUCCCGCUUAAGGAAUUAAGGAAAGAAAGCUGGAGUAGUUUGGUGAUGAGAGGUAGGAAGUACCGUCUACUACAAAAUGUUAAUCAAAACAAGAUAACAGGUAGACGAGAAAGACAUCCAAGAUGAAACAUUUGAGAGACUGGUAUAACAUGAAUUUCAGUUCAUUAUUUGGACUAGCAUGUGACUCGCUAAAAUUUACCAAUACCCAACUUUCUCAAAGGACAUGGUAUUUAAAAAAAUCAAGAGUUUAAUAAAUAGAACUCCAAUUUAUACAUUCAUGUAUAUUAUAAAAUUUUGUUAUUUACCUUUUUCUUCAUUGCAUCAAAGUGCACAAAAUUACACAUCAGCUGACAUUACUUCUUUUAUUUAUUAUCACUUAUUUUUUCAUUAAAUAUUGGGUUUAGACAACUAACCAAAAGUUGUUCUUGAACACUAACUAAUUUUAUUAAUUAUUGGCUUAUUUCGAUAGAAAAAUGUGAAUGAAAUAAUCAUUUUUACCACUUUAAGUACGAUAUUGUUAACUCAAGAAACACUUUACAAAUUUAAAAUAUUUAAAACGGUAAGUAAUCAAGAGAGUUUGAUAAGCAUCCAUGAAAACUUUGAUAAUUCGAAAUGAAUCAGUCCUGUCAGAAAAAUAUUUUAUGCAUUUUUAAAUGUUUUUUCACAUUGAACUAAUUAAAUACGACAAUAAUUAACGAAAUUAGUUAGUCCUAAAAAAAUGAGUAAUGACACACCUAAUUUUUAAUAAAGAAAUAACUAAUAAUUCUAAAUAUAAAAAGUGAUAACAUAGUAAUUUAAUUUUGAAUAUUAUUUAAAACAAAUUUGGUAUGUUCGGGCUAGUUAGAUAUUAAAAUCGGCAUGCAAAGCGGAAAUUUUUCACAAAAUUUCAUUUUUUUUUUAGUUUAGUUAAUAUUUUAGAUAACUAUCUUCAUAGUGAGAUUCCGGUGUCCAUUGGAUUAUUGGGCCCUCAAAAAAUUCAUUUCGUUGAAAUUUAUUUUGUAUCAGAAAAUUAUGUUAUUUUGGGAUAAUGUCAGAAAAUACCACCUGGUGGUAAAGUAAGCAAACGUAAUCGAGUCACUCAUUGCAAAAUGCUAUUUUAAACUACUCCAAGUUCAUUAUAAUGAAAUUAAAGGAAAUGGUAUGAAAAUAUUUUAAAAACUUGGUUUUCAAAAUCGAUAUGGCUCAUUAACGGUCAUUUCAGAAACUCGAAAAUAAUUUCCAGCAUUUUCUCUUAGUAAAUUUACUUCUUAAUUCUUUUUUCUAAACCGUUGUUCUUACUUUGACACACGGUAUAACUAUUGGAAAACUUUGAGUGUACACAUUUUUUUGAGACAAUUUUGAUAUAUUUUUAAUUUUUAUUCAAGCUGUGCAAUAUUUAAAUUCAGUUGUGCCGAAGAGGAUGGAGAUGAACUUCCCAUAGUUGAUCAUAUGGCUCAUAUGUUACGAAUGCGUUGGGACUUUUGUCUCCUAAUAGAUUACGGAAACUGUUAUGUAUACACGUGUAUUUUUCCGGAAUAUUUUUACGCCGUUUCCGAGUACGAAUCGCUUGCUUACGCCUAUACGUGUGUGUUAUAUAGUAGUUUGUCGAUUCAUCCGCAUGUGCGUCAGUGAGAUACGCGGCAAGCAGCUCCUGGAGUUGAGAAGUUGUGGAACGUAAAAAAUAAUAUUUUUAAAAUAAUGCUAAUUUUGUUGGGUAUAAAAUAAGGCAGUAUAAAAAUUUUGGAACGUCACCUUCCCUGCUACUAUCUAAGGCUAAUUUAAAAAAAUAUUAAGCUAAUUUAUUAUCGUUGUAAGCUUAGAUAGCUCACACACACAUCGCCAAAUAGCAACAAUAACUUUGGAAUUACGGGAAACAUCACGAGGGCAAAGAAAAAGAAAUGCAUUCAUAAAAAUACACUUUUUAUCUCCAUAGUCGGUUGAUUAGCAUUAGCAAUAGGCAGAACCAAAGCACAUGCAAUGGAAAAACUAAUCGAAAUGUAACAAAAGAAACUGAGGAACGUGAGUCGUUGAUCACUGCGCGCAAUUUACAGAAACCAUUUGCUAGUUCGUCACGUGUAAUCGCAUUAUAUUUCAUUUGUACCCUAAUAAAGAAAUAGACAAUAAAUUUAAAUAAAUGAUAUCGGUAGACGUUUUUUUGUACGCGAUCUAUGUAACUACGUAUUACUAAGGAACGGAACGCCAGUGAAAAUAUUCCCGGAAAAGUAUCGAGAGAAGAAACCAUAGAUGUUAAAGAGUAAACUAUUAUCAGUAUUUAAGAUAGCUUUUCGAAUGGCUAGACCCUCCUAAAUAUGUACUUACAAAAUAACGAAUAAAGUAAUUCAGUUGA
Messenger RNA from Cylas formicarius (sweet potato weevil), 16145 nucleotides. RefSeq names its product rho GTPase-activating protein 100F (gene RhoGAP100F). Gene Ontology annotation, biological process: signal transduction. The transcript has 23 exons. Lineage: Eukaryota; Metazoa; Arthropoda; Insecta; Coleoptera; Brentidae. Bases 372 to 4970 code for a protein of 1532 amino acids. The record is from RefSeq and is a predicted model, not a curated record. Gene Ontology annotation, molecular function: protein binding.